AUGAACAGCCUUUUGAUUGCUUCUCUCCUCAUUCUCGGGGUUUCCAGCCAAUCGACGAUAAUCAACCCGAAUUUCAACAAACAUUCUUCGGAAUCAUCGGAUCAGCCAAAGAAAAUCCUUGUAGCACCAAUGCUGAUUGUUUGCCAAGUGGAAAUUGUGUAGAUGGAGAAUGCCUUGUAGACAACGGAAACGGAGGUCUUUGCACAACCAAUACGCAAUGCCCAAAUGGAUAUCAAUGUGUUAAUCGGAAAUGCUCCAGGAAUAGUCGUCAUUUCAAUGAUCUGCCAUGUGUCACUGAAACUGAAUGUCCACCAGGAACCAGAUGUAUCAACGGAGUCUGUACUGGCAUUGAUAACAAGUUCUAUUAA
Messenger RNA from Caenorhabditis elegans, 368 nucleotides. Lineage: Eukaryota; Metazoa; Nematoda; Chromadorea; Rhabditida; Rhabditidae. The record is from the annotation of a RefSeq genome assembly.